CCCAAUCAGAUAAUUUCAUAAAUUUAUUAGAUAAUACUCUCUCUCUCUCUCUCUCUCUCUUUCUCACACCUUCUCCUUCUCUCGUUUCUAGGUUUGUUUAACCCAACUGUUAUUUUGGGGGGAACCAGGUAAAAAAAAAAUAUCGGCUUUUACUGUAUAUCCCAGCUAUAUAUUUGCUACGCUCUUGAAGCUUCGGUUUUUUUCCUUCUUCUUCUAGGGUUUCGCUCUUUCCAAUUCCAAAGAGGUUGUAUAUGAAGGGAAGAUAUUUGUUAAAGAUGAUGAAGACAGUAUUUCACAAUUUGUUGGUGUAAAUUCCUGCGGUGGAUUUUUUUGACAUCUGUGCCAAUGGCGGCUGAUCAGCGCAGAAAACGUUUGCAUGGUGCGAGCAUUAUAGGUUCCAGUUCUAGGGAGCAACAUAAAGUAAAAAGGAAGAAUCUAGGAUUGCCACACAAUGAAUCAAAUACGAAAGCUCAUAUUUCACUUCAGUGGGAUGGCAAUCAAAAAAGGGUUGUUGCUAAAAGGGAACAAAUUGGUGUAAGUCGGAGAGAUUUGAGGCCAUUUAAUGGUUCAGUUCCUGAGCAUCACAACACCAUAGCAGAUAUUUUUGCUAUUCCUCAAGAAAUUUUUGAGUUAGAAGAUUUGACAGAAGUUCUUUCGCAUGAGGUUUGGCAGAGUCAUCUUUCAGAAAAUGAGAGAAACUCCCUUAUGCAGCUUCUCCCUAGAGGACCUGAGCCACAGCAAGUUAUGCAGGCAUUGUUUGCUGGGGAUAACUUUCACUUUGGGAACCCCUUUCUCAAAUGGGGUGCUUCACUUUGUUCAGGUGGUCUUCACCCUGAUGCAAUUCAUCAUCGGGAACAGUGUCUAAAGGCUGAGAAGAAAGCAUACUACUCAAAUUUGCAGAAGUAUCAUUCUGAUAUGGUAGGAUAUUUAGUGAAGUUGAAAGAAAGAUGGGAAAGCUGCAAGGAUCUGGAAAAGGAAACUGUGCAAAAAUUAUGGAGGUCAAGAAAUGGUGUGGAAAAAAGAAUUACCUCACAUGGAAAUGAGUCAAGAUUUCCUGAUCCUGAGGAGGAUUUGACAGCUACAUCUGAAUCUUGUUCCUGGGCUGCAGAUGACAAAGCAUGUAGUAGUGAUAACCAGAACACCUCAGGGAUGAAGGGUGCAGAACUCAUUAAGAGGUUGUCUGAGAAAGGCUUCAUGAAAGACAAAGGUAGAAAUCCAUUGACUGCUUCAGAUAAUGUGCUUAAUAUAGGAGCAAGGCCCAGAAAUGGAGACAAGAUACACAAGCGUAAUAUUCACUGUAGUGAUGGUGCCAAAUACAUGUCUUAUUUCAAGAUCAGCAAGAAGCAACAUGAACUUGUCAAGAAUAUGAAGCAGUCUGGUAAAAGCAUCCAGUCUAGGUCUCUUAAUCGUGUUUUGGGUAAUCUUGAUAGUUUUCAUGUGCAACCAUAUGAAGUUUUUGUGGAAGAAGAACAGAAGAAAUUGCAUCAGCACUGGUUGCAAUUGGCAACCAAAGUUCUCCCAGUGGCAUUUGAUAACUGGAGAGGGAGACAGCUUCAAAGAUCGCUAGUGAUUAAUUCUUUGACACAAGAACUGAAAGAUUAUAAAAAAUCUCUGAAGAAGGAUAAGAAUAAUGUGAACCUUGAGAGCAUGCUUGAGGAUGAGAAGGAAAACAAAUUGAUAAGCAAUGUAUCUAGUGUGGAAGAUGAUGAAGAGCUUGUUCCUGGUUCCCCAUGGAAUCAGGAGUCUGUUCCUUACUCGCCAGGGAAUCAGCAGUCUGUUCCUUACUCGCCAGGGAAUCAGCAGUCUGUUCCUGGAUCACCACAGAAUGAAGAGUCUGUUCCUGGAUCGCCACAGAAUGAAGAGUCUGUUCCUGGAUCGCCACAGAAUGAAGAGUCUGUUCCUGGAUCGCCACAGAAUGAAGAGUCUGUUUCUGGAUCACCACAGAAUGAAGAGUCUGUUCCUGGAUCGCCACAGAAUCAAGAGUCUGUUUCUGUCUCCCCUCAGAUUCAAGAAUCUAUUCCUGGCUCCCCUCAGAGUCAGGAGUCUAUUCCUGGCUCCCCACAGAGUCAGGAGUCUAUUCCUUGCUCCCCACAGAACGAGGAGUCUAUUCCUGGAACCCCACAGAAUCCGUCUCUGCAGCAGAUUUCUUCUCCUAAUGGUGACCAUGAGAUCGAUCCCAUUGACAUGGAUGCUGAAGACAAUCAUAUCAUGUCAAAGUCAGAUAAUGCUCCUGCUGACAAAUCUGGGUACUCAGGGGAUUUGAACACUGCAGAUGAUGUCAUUUGUCGGGGAGUGCCUCUUACUUCUGGAGAAGACAUUUGGCCAGCUGUUAAUGUGUCCCAUUCUUUCUAUGAUUCCACUGCAAGCCAUGAGUUCACAUCUGCCAGUGGGUUGCCACUUGAACAUUCUCAAGUUAAUGAACAUCAUCGGACCCAUAUGAUUGAUCUAGAAUCUGACUUGCAAGUGGAAGAGAGUGGGAAAGAUUUUCUGCAAAGACAAUCAGGUGAUUGUUCCUUCAGUUCUUACCCAAACCAAGACAGAAAUGAGUUACUUCAAUCUCUCUUUAAGAGCCAGGGGAUGUUGUACCAUCAGGAGCAGAAACAGACAGGUUUGGAAUUCCAGCCACAAGUCAAUUUGUCAAUGGAAAAUGGUCAGUUUCCUGGGCAUUUCCAGGAGCAGCCGCAGCAGUCACUGCCACUGGAACUGGAGCAGAAGAGACAGAACGAGGUUUAUAUGCAACGAAACAUCUCAGGGAACAUGUACUCUGAUGGAGGUAGAUACUUGAUCCCAAGGCAAGAACACUUGGCACCAGUCAAUGUGCAGGAUUUGCCAGUCAAUACCAUCUGCAUGCCAGCACCUCUGCCAUCUGGCUUAAAUGGUGGAGGAUUGUUAAGUCAGAACUGGUUUCCUGGUGAGCAUCAAGUUCAUGGUGGCUGGGCUGGUUCUGAUGGUGCUAGCGUCCGGAGUCAGAGCAUUGGGAGUGGAAGUGGUGCAGAUCAGAGUUUAUUCCAUGUUCUAUCUCAUUGUAACCAAUUACGUUCUAGUGGUCCUUAUGAUUCAGUGGGUUCCACAGAACAGUUCAUUCCAUCGAGGAACUAUGGAAUGGUGGGUGGGGGUAAUGUUACUCCCCGGAUCAGCAAUGUUCUACCACAAGCAUCUCAUCCACUAGACUUCUUGAGUGGGCGUGAAGCAGCUACUACUGUGAUGCCUGAUGAUAUGGGAUGGAUGAGCUUGUCACAUCAAAAUUCUGUUUUACACGAUCCAAUGGGAAAACCAUACUUGAGGUCAUGGAACCAGUAAAAACAUCUUUUCUCCCUUUUCGGCGAUUGAGUUCCAAUUUAUGAGCUUGGUUGGAAGACAAGGUAAGAAAAAAUGCUGCGUUCAAGAUUCAUGUGAUGGGAGUUUUGGUUUAGGACUUCUCCAAGCAUACAAAGAUAGGUUUUUGUACAUACUUAUACAAGAGCCAAACUCAAACAACAUGUAUAUAUCUAGAUGUUAGAUGGGCAAGUGGGAGGGAAUUUAUGGGAGGUAAAAAAAAAAAAA
Messenger RNA from Quercus lobata, 3543 nucleotides. RefSeq names its product nuclear factor kappa-B-binding protein. Gene Ontology annotation, cellular component: Ino80 complex. The coding region runs from base 346 to 3300 and encodes 984 amino acids. The record is from RefSeq and is a predicted model, not a curated record. NCBI's taxonomy places the organism in Eukaryota, Viridiplantae, Streptophyta, Magnoliopsida, Fagales, Fagaceae. The transcript is spliced from 10 exons.